Molecule: messenger RNA, 1049 nt
Organism: Gymnodraco acuticeps
Lineage: Eukaryota; Metazoa; Chordata; Actinopteri; Perciformes; Bathydraconidae
Gene: seraf
Product: von Willebrand factor D and EGF domains
Exons: 5
Coding region: 217-840 (207 amino acids)
Biological process (GO): anatomical structure development
Cellular component (GO): cell surface; extracellular region
Molecular function (GO): signaling receptor binding
Source: RefSeq, a predicted model, not a curated record
CACUUUCCAAACUCACCACGCAUCCAACCCCACCACAUCAUCCGGCCCCUCCUCACCGCUCUCUCACCGCCCCCCUGCACGACUGCUCGCCCCGGUAACCUGUAGUGUCCGUGUGUGCACAGCGGGGGCGUCGUGGGGAGGUCUCUCGGUACUUUCUCCUCCAUCUCCUCAACCCCUUUCUGUUUCUUUCUCUCUCCCAGAAACAAAACACUAAACAUGGGUCUUGUGGGUCUCUGUUCAGCGGUUCUUCUGCUCUCCCUGGUCGCUCUCUGCUCCGCCGCGGGUUCGGACGCCCCCAGAGGAGUCGCGGUCGGGUUCGUUUUUGACCCAAAAGCGAAAUGCGAACCGCCGUGCAAACACGGAGGCGUCUGCAUCCGCAACAACACAUGCUUCUGCUCCAAGGGCUAUGAAGGAGAGACCUGCCAGUAUGCCAAUUGUUAUCCCAAAUGUAAGAAUGGAGGAACGUGUCUUCGUCCUGGAAAAUGUAGAUGUCCUCCAGCAUAUGGAGGACGAUACUGUCACAAAGUGACGUGUGAAGACGGCUGCUGGAAUGGAGGGGAAUGCAAUGCUGUUAACGGAGUGGCCAAGUGUAUCUGCCCCUCGAGCUGGACCGGCUCAAAAUGCCAAGAUGCUAUCUGUCCACAAGGCUGUAGGAACGGGGGAAUGUGUGUGGCUCCAGGAAUCUGCAGCUGUCCGGAGGGAUGGCUGGGUGGUGCCUGCCACACUGCUGUGUGCACUAAGUCCUGCCUGAAUGGAGGAAAGUGUAUUUCUCCAGACAAAUGCCGCUGCCGCCGUCCUUUCUCUGGCCCUCUCUGUGAGGAGAGGAAUAAGUCCCACUAGUGCCGAGUCAAAGGUCACGGAAGCCCAAAAAGAGGCUUUAUGCAAAUGUUGACGAUUCAAUGAUUUAGCUGAAACAUGUCGUUUUUACAUUUUUUCUACUAUAUUUUGUUGUUUUUAAGAAACCUUGAACUUUUUAAGUGUUCUCACUUGACUGUAUAAACAUGAUAUGUACUGUACUGUAGCUUGUGCCAAUAAAUGAAUCAAAGAGA